This is a messenger RNA of Nannospalax galili (Upper Galilee mountains blind mole rat), 590 nucleotides long. It is a transcript of the gene S100a5, whose product is annotated as S100 calcium binding protein A5. The transcript is spliced from 4 exons. Gene Ontology annotation, molecular function: transition metal ion binding; calcium ion binding. NCBI's taxonomy places the organism in Eukaryota, Metazoa, Chordata, Mammalia, Rodentia, Spalacidae. Gene Ontology annotation, cellular component: nucleus; cytoplasm. The record is from RefSeq and is a predicted model, not a curated record. Bases 170 to 448 code for a protein of 92 amino acids.
UCCUUUCUUGUUCAUGGUCAGAUGAGGAAGGGCAAUACAAAGGGAGACCAUUUAUAGAGCCCCAGAGGAGGGAGGUAGGUGACUCAGAUGUUCCCUUGGAGUUUGACUACAGAGACUUAGGUCCAGGAGAAGCCUGCCUCCUCCGUUGCACUCCCAAGUGCACAUUGUGAUGGAGACUCCGCUUGAGAAGGCCCUGACCACCAUGGUUACCACUUUUCACAAAUAUUCGGGGAGAGAGGGUAGCAAGCUGACCCUGAGUAGGAAGGAACUGAAAGAGUUGAUCAAGACAGAGCUGAGUCUUGCCGAGAAGAUGAAGGAGAGCAGCAUUGAUAACCUGAUGAAGAGCCUGGAUAAAAACAGUGACAAAGAGAUCGACUUCAAGGAGUACUCGGUGUUCCUGACCACGCUGUGCAUGGCCUACAAUGACUUCUUCCUGGAGGACAAGUGACCAGGAUCCUCUCCACCCUCACUGGCAGCUCCUUGCACUGACCUCUGCAGCUCCUCUUGUAGGCUCUCUUUGGCCCCCCUGCCCUUCUCUUCCUCCCAGAUGGAUCCUUCCAGAAGAUAAAAUAAAGAUGUUUCCAUUCCAA